Molecule: messenger RNA, 1747 nt
Organism: Bactrocera tryoni
Lineage: Eukaryota; Metazoa; Arthropoda; Insecta; Diptera; Tephritidae
Gene: AlkB
Product: nucleic acid dioxygenase ALKBH1
Exons: 3
Coding region: 559-1644 (361 amino acids)
Biological process (GO): oxidative RNA demethylation
Cellular component (GO): nucleus; cytoplasm
Molecular function (GO): oxidative RNA demethylase activity; broad specificity oxidative DNA demethylase activity; ferrous iron binding
Source: RefSeq, a predicted model, not a curated record
AAAUUAUUUCUUCAGGACAACUCCUUUUACCUUAACUUCAAAUAAUUAUAACUAUCAUUAAAAACUUCCACUUUUCAUUCGGAAAUCGGAAUAUAAAUUGGAAACAUCGGAAAGGAUCUAUAAAUAAGUUGGAAGUUCAAUUUCCAUGAAAAAUUCUACCUCACGGAAAUAAUUUGAUUACUUAUACUGGCAGCACUGAAACACAUAUGUAUUGCGCGCAAGAAGAAGAAAUGUAAACAAAUCAUUUAUAAGAAACAGACAUUAACGUAAAAAAAUAUUAAAAUCAUGAGAGCAAAAAUCUUUUUUUUAGCACUUUGUAUUAAUUGUAGGACCAAUAUGUACCCAUUAUUGAAGGCCGAGAACUUCUUCUAUUAACUGGGGCAAGUACUGCCAAACUAAAUAAACAAAUGCUUAAAAUUGUGAACACCACCAUAUCUAAUAACAUUCAUUUACACAUAUUUAGAAUAAAUCUGACGGGUGUUCAACCAUACAUAUGUUUAGAUUUUUUUUUGAUAACUUUUUAGAAAUUUUCAAUAUGUACUUUUUGUGAAUUUAAAAAUGUUUAAAGAAAAGUUUAAAUACUACAAACGAAAAUCACCUGUUCCAGAUUUUGGCUCUGUGAUAGAUCUUAAUAAAAAUCUCCAAGAAUUUGCCGCACAUGUACACCAAGUGGACUUAACCCACAUACAAGAUGUGGAUGAACAGUUUCCAGGUCUGGAACCUAUAAACAAGUGGCUCUGUUAUACUCUUAACUCCUCAGGUGCUAUUGUAAUAAGAAAUCCAUUCACCGUGCAAGGCCAACGUUACUGGAUGGCUCGUUGUUUAAAAGACUACCCGCAAACUCCAAAUAUAAAUAAUUUAAGUCCACAACUCUUUCCCGUAGAAGUGCUAGAUGAUUGGUGGCGAUCUUUACAACAAUGCACUGACAUAGAUGAAAUACGUCGUAUGAACAUCUCAAUGAGGUGGACUACUCUUGGGUACCACCAUGAUUGGGAUUCUAAAAAGUACUCUGAAGAAAAGCGUGGGGAGUUCCCCAAAGAUCUUGCCUCAUUAAGUGCACACUUUGCUUCGGUUUUAGGAUUUAAAUUGUAUGAAGCACAAGCAGCAAUUGUAAAUUUUUACCCAAUCGGCACAACCCUUUCUGCUCAUACAGAUCAUUCAGAACCUAAUCGAACAGCUCCAUUGUUCUCUUUUAGUUUUGGACAAACUGCGAUAUUUUUAAUUGGUGGAAGAACAAAAGAAAUGUCUCCAUUAGCAGUAUAUUUACGUAGUGGAGAUGUGCUUAUUAUGUCUGGUGAAUCCCGUUUAUGCUAUCAUGCUGUUCCACGUGUAAUGAAAGAUCGCGAGGAACCCUGGAACAAUCUUGUUCAUACAGAAAGUUCAAUAUCAAUAAGUUCGCCCAGAAGUAAAAGAGCCCGAAUAGAUUCUACGCUAGUUGAAAAAGUUAAUACAUAUGGUAUAGAUUCAACAUUAUAUCAAAAAGUAAUUGACGAAGCAUUUUGGUUACCAUUUAAAAACUACCUUAAUUAUGCGCGCAUCAACAUUAACGUGAGACAAGUAUUAAAUGCUGGUGAAACCAGGUUACCAAGUUUGGAUAGUAACACUGAAGAUAUAAAAAAAACGAAUACAAAUAGUAAUGACUGAUAAUCUUUUUUUAGUAUUACUAUACUAAUACAUGUAAGAGGUGUAUGUUACUAGUUUAAAUGUAAAUACAUAUUGUAUUAAAAUAAUGAAAAAGGUGAACAUA